AUGCUAUGUAUUCGAAGGCGGUAUUCGACGUUUUUUUCGAAGAAGCCUCUCAACUAUGAGGCUCUUGCGCUGAGGGUGGCAGAGCUGAGAUCGUUUGAAAGAAUCUCGCGGGACCUCAUCCUCGAUUACACCAAGGCGAACAGGAAAUUACAGAGUAUCAAUAAGGAGCCACACGGACGACUAAAGGUCAAUUCAGCUGAAGGAGCCAAUUUUCUCGACCUCAAACUCAACAUUCCGAGUGCUAAGCUUGAGAAUGAAUUGUGGGACUUUUUAAAGGAACACUGGGAUGUGUGCUUUAGCGACGAGGAAAUAGUAGCAGCGUUUAUCCUGAAUCCAAACGCAGAUAUUGCAAGGUCAUUUCAAAUUGUGAAAGCAAACUUCAGUAUGCCCCAGUCUGGUCUCAAGCAACUUGACACAGUUUCAUUGCUACUACGAAAGCUUCUCAAGAAGAACGAUUAUCACAACUGCAUUGGCCUCCUAGACGCUACAUAUGGCUCAGCCGGCUAUAAAAACUCACAGAAGGAAUUGUUGAAACAGCACCUUGGUGGUUGUACCAUUCUCAUCAGCGCCCUCUCCAUUGUACAAUACUGCUUCAUUUCCAUGGCGCUGCUUUAUUAUUUGCUACCCUUUACCGUACUUUCGGUCUAUGGAACCGCUUAUGGACUACUAAAAGUCUACUUUUCCUCCAAUGGAGAGAGAGUCAGCUGGCGGCCGCAUACGAGUGUCAUUCACCGUUAUAUCCACCGCCACGAGCAGGCAUGGAUGAAUAGGAUGAUCACACACUUCGAAGAGCACAGUGAGCUUAAUUUUAAGAACUACCAUACUUCAGAGGUUCGCCACAAACCAACACUCGGAAUCUUCGGUCAAGACGAAUAUGACAUGUUUUUGCCUAGUACCACUAGCCUCCCAGUGCUUGCAAACCACGCUAGGAAUGAGCACACUGAAUUGGUGGCUAAAUACUUCCGGGAGGAGCUUCAAAAAAGAAGACUCAAUUGGAAAAUUUUAAAAGAGGAACAAACCUUACUAGAUUUUUGGCUUGCGCACGGAGAAAAUUACGAGUGGGUUGAACCCGACCAGGACCCCGGAGAAAUGUACACAUUUCGCAGCCAGUCUUCCAAGUCUUGA
Messenger RNA from Candidozyma duobushaemuli, 1125 nucleotides. RefSeq lists its product as uncharacterized. Lineage: Eukaryota; Fungi; Ascomycota; Pichiomycetes; Serinales; Metschnikowiaceae. Bases 1 to 1125 code for a protein of 374 amino acids. The transcript has a single exon. The record is from RefSeq and is a predicted model, not a curated record.